Messenger RNA from Bemisia tabaci, 1245 nucleotides. Its product is annotated as erlin-2-B. Gene Ontology annotation, biological process: SREBP signaling pathway. The record is from RefSeq and is a predicted model, not a curated record. Gene Ontology annotation, cellular component: endoplasmic reticulum; endoplasmic reticulum membrane. NCBI's taxonomy places the organism in Eukaryota, Metazoa, Arthropoda, Insecta, Hemiptera, Aleyrodidae. Gene Ontology annotation, molecular function: cholesterol binding; ubiquitin protein ligase binding.
AGAAACCUAACCACCUAACCUCCGUCAGUCGUCAGUCGUCAGUAUUUAGCAUCUUCAGUCUUGGCCGGCAUAGAAAUCCGACUAAUAAUCCAGUUUAUUCACUUUUAAUCAAUCUAACCAAUUAUCUGAUCAAUGCAGCUUACCUGAAAUGUCGACCUGCAAUUUUUUUGCAGUGAAACACGUAUCUACCCAGUCACCUCACCACUAAUCUAGAUGCCGCCUCAAGCAGAGCCGCAACAGCCUGCAAGACCAAGGCAGUCCAGCUUCGGAGAGAUGGCUAUUAUAUUCUUUGGAGCUAGUGUUCUGGGUCUGAUAUUCCUAAUCAAUAUCUCGGUUCACAAAGUAGAGGAGGGACAUGUUGGUGUCUACUACAGGGGUGGUGCUCUUCUUUCACACAUUAGUCCGCCCGGGUUUCACAUGAUGGUGCCGUUUCUUACAACAUAUAGAUCUGUUCAGGUAACCUUACAGACAGACGAAGUGAAAAAUGUUCCUUGUGGUACAAGUGGAGGAGUUAUGAUUUAUUUUGAUAGAAUAGAAGUUGUAAAUAUCUUGAGCAUUGAUAGUGUUUAUAGUAUUGUAAAAAAUUUCACUGCUGAUUAUGAUAAGGCUUUGAUUUUCAACAAGGUCCACCAUGAGCUGAAUCAAUUCUGUAGUGUUCAUAAUCUUCAUGAGGUUUAUAUAGACUUAUUUGAUCAAAUAGAUGAAAAUUUAAAACACUCUCUACAGAGGGAUCUUAACGAAAUGGCACCAGGCCUCAUAAUACAGGCAGUGCGUGUGACCAAACCCAAAAUUCCUGAAACCAUCAGGAAAAAUUAUGAACUCAUGGAAGCUGAGAAAACCAAAUUAUUAAUCUCCGCACAGAGGCAAAAAGUCGUUGAAAUGGAUGCUGAGACAGACAGGAAAAAGGCAAUCAUUGAAGCAGAGAAAGUUGCCCAGGUUGCAAAGAUUCAAUUUGAUCAAAAAAUAAUGGAAAAAGAAUCAAUAAAACAAAUAUCACAAAUAGAAGAUGCAAUCCAUGUCGCAACGCAAAAGAGUCAGACGGAUGCAGACUUCUAUAAUAGGCAAAAGUUAGCUGAGGCUAACGCGUUGCUGCUAACCCCGCAGUAUUUAGAGCUGAAGAAAUAUGAAGCAAUUAGUAAUAAUACAAAACUCUAUUAUGGACCUGAUUUGCAAAAAAUGUUUCUCUUAGGUACUUGCAAUAAUGAUCUUGUGAAAAAUUAAUACAAUUCUAUGUUGUUUCCAGUC